This is a messenger RNA of Closterium sp. Naga37s-1, 2481 nucleotides long. NCBI's taxonomy places the organism in Eukaryota, Viridiplantae, Streptophyta, Zygnematophyceae, Desmidiales, Closteriaceae. The record is from the annotation of a GenBank genome assembly.
AUGCCCGACGUUGGUCCCCCAACCGACCACAUUGACACCUCUACCCCCGAAGAGACGCUCAAGUUACUCUACGAUCUUGACGCACUGACACAGAUUCCAGAAGGGGAGUUCACCAAGGACAUUCCCCCACCGCCGAUAGGAGAGUUUACCAAGCCAGCUAGUAAGUCCACACCGACGCAAGAUGGGCAGCCUGGACCUUCGUCGGUACCGGGCGGCUCAGGAAACCAGGUUGAUGAGGAGGAGGAGGAGGACGAGGAGGAGGAGAGCGACGACGAAUACGACGAGCGUCCUCCGCGUAGCACGAAUCCGCGCACCUUGGAAGAACGCCUCCGGCGGGAACUUGAAUACAUAGAUGACAUGCUAGAACAGGACGAGGACGAGGACGAGCAGAACAUGGCGGUGCCACGCGAACAGUGGAGAGCAGCAGACUUCGUCGAGGACGACAUGGUUUACGCAAGCAUCGACGUGCUGGUCAUAGACGCCCUACGCCACCUGCAAACCUUGGAGAAGAAUAGCACGCUGAGGCUGUACACCUCGUUCAUCUACCAUUACAAGAGGUGGGCGGCGAAAAUGCUGACGCAAAUACGCGACAAGCUUCCCCAGGAGCACAGGCUUAGGCACGUCGACGAGAUCGGCCACUACAUCCGGGACAACAAGAAGAAGAAUUGGGACAAAGUGGCCGAGGUCCCCCGAGAGUACAUCUGGCUGCACGGCCCUAGGGUAACCGAAACCCGGCUGCGCGCCUAUGUGAAGUUCAUGAUACGUGAGUGUCAGCUCGAUGCCGAGUCGAUCGAGGAGGGGAACAAUGCCCCGCGAACCCAGCCGGUGCAAGGUACAACGGUGCACACGCUCCUCGGGCGCAUAAAGGCAUGCCAGAUGGCGGCGAGAGUGGAGGCGACGCUCUACCGGGAGAAGGAGCUGAGCAUCAUGCGAGAGAUAUCGGUGGUCAGAUCGGAGGUGCGGUUCAUGGUCCGCACCAAGAACGAGAGGGACGUCAAGAAUUGUGCCGACCGGCGUCGCGGCACCAUCGGCGAUACAUACACCGCCGAACAGUUCCGCCAGAUCAUGGUGAAGGUGCUGCCGACAUGGGCGGCGUCGGCGUGGAACCCGCGGGCAACCGCUCCUUCGCAGACGCUGUGGCGAUUUCUGCUCACCAAGGCGCUCACGCUACUCUCCCACCACACUCUCCUGCGAGGCGCCAGCAUCCGCGAGAUCACGCUCCCCGACAUCUUCUUGUACCGACUGGCUAGCACCUCGUCGAUAAACCCGGAGAACCAGCCGAUCGUCAUGGUGAUCGCCGCGCGGAACUCGAAGACUUCCAAGGAUGCCCGUCUUCAGCAGAGCUACGCGGCGCGACACCUGGAAGCGGAGUUGUGCGCCGUCGGCGAGACCGGCCUAUGGUUGCACUUCAUCCUCGACCAGAUCGGUCAGUUCAACGGCGUCGACUUCCUUCCGCCGCUUGACACCACCGAACGCGAGCGCUGGUACAAGAAGCACCUCUUCUUCGCCCGCAACGACAAGGAGCAAAAAGAGCUCUCCGCCUCCAGCCACCAACGUUGGACGCGGCAGUUGUGGACGACCAACAAGGAAAUCUCCGUUCGCUUGGACACCGAAUACCAUAACAUGUCCCUCAAGGAGACGCUGAAGUACGAGAGGGAGCGCGCCGCGGUCGAGAAGAUCGACCUUCAGGAUGAACUCGAGAAGCGCGACGAUACCAUCGCGACGCUGUCCGCCGAGAUAACCCGUCUCACCGAGGCACUCCGUGUGUCAGAAGCACGGAGGAUGCCGGAGACGCCGCCGUCGGGAAACGAGCAGACGCCGAGCGAGAGUGGCUUCGCGGAUUCGGCCAGUCCGGGGGCCAGAAACAAGAAACGGUACGAGAAACCCCCACAGACGCUCGACGAGGCUCGUUACGAGCUCAACGUGGUGCAACCUUGGCGGGAGUCAAAGACCGUGAGGGACGCUUGGCGCCUCUGGAACUCCGCCACCGCCGAUGACACCCGCCGUCUUUGCGAUAGGGUCGCCGAGCCGGGAUUCGUCGACCGCCACACCCUCCUCAAAGGCGCGACGCAGGGUGCACACGACAUGAAGGUGCGCCGCAUGCUGAAGGCCAUGGAUGCGGUGCGCCUUCUUCGCUCGAGCGACGGCGAUGCCGACACCGAAGCCGUCGUCGCUGCCCUGAACAAGAUCGCGGCGCCGGGCAUCGGGACCUUCUGCGAUGCCCUCACGGUGCUCAAACCGGGAACCGCACCGACGAAGUCCAAGGAGCCCGGCAUGGGCGUCAAGGGGCUGGGCCCCAAGUCGGUCUCGAAGCUACGUCUCGCCUGUGCGCUGGUGGCGGUCAACUUGAAGCCGACCGCUUGGGUCGCCGUCCUGUUUCCAGACACCUGGGAGGAGCAGAUGCCGAAGACCGUGGCGGACAUGGAGCGGCAGACCGCACCUGUGCUGCGUCCUCCGACGAAGCGCAAGAAGGCGGCAUGA